Messenger RNA from Uranotaenia lowii, 6283 nucleotides. RefSeq lists its product as uncharacterized. Gene Ontology annotation, cellular component: synapse; axon; cytoplasm. NCBI's taxonomy places the organism in Eukaryota, Metazoa, Arthropoda, Insecta, Diptera, Culicidae. The record is from RefSeq and is a predicted model, not a curated record. The transcript has 6 exons. Gene Ontology annotation, biological process: axon extension; chemical synaptic transmission; synaptic vesicle transport. Bases 345 to 6110 code for a protein of 1921 amino acids.
UUCCCCGUCGAUCGGUAGUGCUACGUUUAUUUUCAUUGUUUUCAUAUUGAUUUUAGAUAUUGUUGUUAAUAAAUUGUAUGCCGAUUGCUGGUGCAGUCGUUCGCUCAAGUGAUGUUCGGUGGAGUUUGAUUUGCGUAAGCAGGGAUACAGCAGCAUGAAAGUUCGAUGACUAACGCCAUUCGGUUGUUUUCAUUUUAUUUUCGCUUUUGCUGGGCGUCGAAGAAGUGUUCGGUUUUCAGUGCUAAGGAAUGAAGUGAUACCGUGGCUAUAAGAUCCGGGAAUCCAGGAGUGAAACUUUUAGUUUGGUUGAUUUGUUAGUCUGUAUUUUAUAAAAGCUAUCGAAAAUGCUGCCCAACGAAAAGAAACACAUCACCAAGGGCUGGGAAAAGCUGGAGGAUGAUGUCAUCAUCAAAGAUGUGGCCACCAAGGGGAAACACGUCAACCUGUGCAUUUCCUACCUGUCGGAACGGAACGAUUUGUCCAUUGCAGAGGCCAAAAACUACUUCCUGCAAAAAGUUAACGCGUACGUCUAUCGAUUGCUCUCGAACCGGCAGCUCUACAAGGCUGAACACAUCCUCGGGAAUAUCGAGCGCAACUCCAAGUAUGUGUUCUACCAGAUCGCGGCGGAAACUGACGAUCAGAACCUGAGGGACUACAUCCGGGACCAUCUGGCCAAAACUGUCCCGAACUACAACGACGACGGCGAGGAAGGCGAGGAGCGGCUUUUGGCGGCCAGCUGGAAGGUUUACUGUCUCCUGAAAGGCAACGUGCGCCAGCUGACCGAACUGCUGCAGGAGAUCGAUCCCGGGUACAGUGUGCUGGAGAUCGAAACCAUGUCAUUCAAUACCUUCCACGGGAAGAAUGAAGCGUAUCGGAAUGCGGUGGCCCUCGAUAUGUUCUUCAAGAAUCAAGAAACGGAAAUCUCACCCCUACUGGAUAAGUACGCCGUGUGGAAUUAUCUGCUAAGGAACAACAUCGACAACCUGGUCAAAAUAUGGAUCCAGAUCAAUGCGUGUCUGCGAAUGUCGCCGGAAGUGGUACGGAAUUCGUCCAACUAUUCGGUCGAACUGGCGAGGAUCAAAAUCGAUAUCUACGAUGAUCCCAGGUUCAACGAACGGUUGCGGCAGUUAUUUCGGCGUUGGGAAAUCAACGAUUUCAUGAUUUCACAGCUGUCCAGCCAUAAAAGUAUGACGCGAAACGAGGUGCUUCUGAAUGCUUUGGCCACCUACGGGAAGUUUGUCGAUCACGAACGGACUGAUCCAGUGGUUAUUCUAAGGCGACUUUUCACUACGCAGACACUGGAUUUGAAUCGGGAUUGGUUAUCCAAGAAGGAAUUCAAAGAAGCCCUCACUCGGCAUUUGGUAGAAAAUAAACUUUUUCACCUGAUGGAUCUUUCCGUUGUAAGCCGAGAGUGUUUGGAAACACUCGGAAAUGAUCCGAAAUGCCAGCACAGAAAAGAGGUGCAGCUAUAUUUGGCGAUAGAUGGGCUUAACGGCGAAAGUAUUUCAACGAAUCAACUACUAGAAGUAUCGAGCUUAACUUCAAACUAUUUAAGCAAAUAUUCUGACAAUUUUUAUGAAGAAAAUCCCCUUGUGUACUUUUUUGAGUAUUUUUUAAAAGCUGAAAACCAGAAAUUUCCCGAAAAUGAUGCACUCUAUACAAAGCUUCCGCAUCUACGACAGUUUCUGAAUCGGUUGAAGUUCAACCCUGUCUCGUCGGUUUCUUCUAAAGAACUGCUAGCAUUACAUGAUCUUCCACAUCCGCACUCAAUCCGGGACCAACUUUUCGAACUUCCCGGUGAAGCUGAGGACGAUGAGAUCAAAUCUAGGAAACAAGCAAUCCUCAAAGAGCACGGCACAGUGCCACACUUCAAUCAUCCUCUGCUCUGUGAAAAAUAUGCCAAUCCUGUUAAGCUUAGCUUUACCGACUACAUCAAACAGUACCGUUCCUGUUAUGCCGUUUAUAUGUUCUUUUUGGAACAACUCGAGGAUUACGCCCGUAUUACCCCUGCACAAAUGGCCGCAGCUGCAAAAGCGGCCGCAGAAAUAGCUCUGCAGAAUUACAGCGAUUUAAAAAUGGUCAUCCACUGUGUGGCCUUCAUAGAAAUGCUCGGAAUCGAUAGCGUGCAAACGAGGGCCUUCGUAAGAUGUUUAAAUAUGCUCGAAGGAGAUGAGGAACGUCCGGUGAAAAUCACAAUCCAAGAAUUGGUGGACCGAUGUGAAUCUUGUGUCAUCGCUAAAGAUUGGGCCGAUCCAUCGCUGAUUCCUGAUUUGGAAGCCAUAACGAUAGUGUGCCGGGCGGGAGAUUUGCGAUUUCCUACUCGUUAUUUGAAACCACUCCUAAAGGAUAACAACUGGUUCCGGGUGCUGCUUCUAUUGGAGUAUCUAAACUAUCCGAUGGACCAAAUCUUAGACCUGUGCAAAUAUGGAUUCCAGGAUCAAAAUGUGGGCAACAAUUUACUGCGAGCUAUAAAAUAUCGACCGAAUGCUGUAGAGCGAAAAGUAUCCCAGGGAACGAUUUCGCUCAAGAGCAAAAGAUCCAGCUUUCCGCCGACUAGACGACGAAGGAAGGGAAGUGCCACGAGCGUGAACGCCGAUAGUCACUCGAGCAUUUCGACAAGCGACAACGACACAACACCACCGCCGGUUGUUGCCGGUUCUGGUCAUCAGCCUGGAGCUGGAGAAACACCUAGUGAAUCAUCGUCGAUUGCAGAGGAUUCUACUUCGGUUGGCGAGUAUGAUGGAGCACGUUUCCUGUGCGAGCAGUACGACCGAGAUCUAUUUGCAACCAUAUUGCUGUGCUCGAAACAGGCUCGCAACUGUGAGGAAGAUGUAGAAUUGCUGAGUUUUGAAGGCUUGAAGAAACUACUUAUCGGCAGUAAGAGCCCCGUUACCGAGAAAUGCAGUACCUUCCUCAAUCUGUUGGAUCGAUCGAUUCGAAGGAAAUGGCCCCUAUUGGCGGUAAUGGCUGGAAUCACUUCCGAAGCCAAUAGGAAAUAUUGUUGGCUGGUUUGGUUAUUAGUAUCGGUGGAAUACCCUUUCCUAGAUAAAAUAGCCGUGUUACAGGAAGUGGAGCUGAUGAAGGACCUCACUGAGUAUUGCCUAAUCCAGGGUUAUUCGUUCGUACUGCAAGAUAGUUUGGAUAUUUUCUACCCGGAGUCAAACUUUAUCAAUUUGGUAAAGUAUGUCACUGAAACAACGUUGAUCAAAUUCUCGGAACAAACAACCGACAAGCUGAGAUUGUUUCUCCAGAAUGCCUCGGACUGUCCACUGCUAGGUUUACCGAAAGCCGAAAUCCUCAAACACGCUGCCAAAUUGUUAACGUUGCAUUUGGAUUAUAGCUUCGAAUCUCAUUACGAUCAACAGCGGCUGUUGAAGUCGUUAGUUUCAUCCGAUAUCAUCUACUUUACGCAGCAAACGAAUUUUACUCUCUUAUACGAAAUCGCGAACAUAUUAAAAAACACUCAUGUUCGAGUUAAGUUUAUUUACUUUUACGAUCAAUCCCCCAACCUGCAACCAAUUUUUGAAAGCAUCUGUGACCAACUUGUAUCGGCGAAGCUAUAUAAACAGGCGAUAGAAUUAACAAAGUUGACGAAUCUUCCCAAAGAAAGCAUUAUUUUUGAACACUGGACCGAUUCUUUCGAAAAAAUGGGAUCCUGUAAUUUUUCCGAACAUCUAGAAGACAUGGAGCGACAUGAUCUUAAACCGGAUUUGUUGAUCAACUUCUACAUACAUAUCGCUAAUCGUCUGGUGUAUGGCGACGUUAAGAAAUAUUACCUACUCAAAGAAUCUUUGGAGUUGAUCAAAUCUCAUGCUCUCUAUCCCAGCGAAACAUUUGAUCGCGAUCGCAUAGAAUAUGAAAUGGCUCUAGCGUACAUCCACUGCUUUGAUGAUUCGGCCUCAUUGACCCUCUACCAUUCCCAAUACUUCUCUAAAGCUCUCAGUCGGGAUCGUGGGGUACUCUUACAUACCUUUUUGGAACUAAAGGAAGUUGCGGCAAUCGAUGAUCUCACCGUAAGCAACCAACAGUUGAGCGAUUCAGACGAAAUACUACGCCUCGAAGAGUUAAUCAACCGUUUGCUGGAAGCUGGUGAUAUCGUUCAAGCACUGCGCUAUCAAGCCAUCUUCGAACAACGACCAGUUGAUCUUCACUUUAUAGUGUUUUGCAUGGGCCUAGCGGAAUCGCUGUGUAGUUUAUACAAUCUAUCCAAGGAAGAGCGGUUGAUGCUAAAUGAGGAUUACAAGCGAACAGCCAAUCGUUUCGAACGAAGAACUCUCCGAUCCCGUGGAUUUAGUCAAUGUUCCGCCAAUACCUCAACCUCUUCUCCGAUGAGAUCGAACAUGAACGAAUCGAUGGAUCUCACCGGCACUUCGGAAUUUGAAGAAUUUCCUCCCCGCGAGAAACAGGAAAUCUUCGAAGCAAUCAACGGCCUUGCGGGGAAGAUCAAAUACGGACAGCAGAUAGCUCGGCGAAUCGUUCUCACCUAUCGAAUUGCGAUGUAUCUGGAUCGAGAAUAUACCGAAAUACUGAAAGUUCGCGAUCCGGUUGGCUUUCUGAGUGAAGUAUCGCAAUUGGAUUGUAUCCAUAAGUUAGAGGUUGUAAGCGAUAUCAUCGCAGCACAUCGUCUUAGCGAUACGACUGUUUCCGACUUUUUGGCCAGCGAAAUAGUGGCUGCAGUAGUGCAUUCGAAAUUCUACUUACUGCUGCAAGGUUCGCCUAUGGCAGGUUCGAAAGGUAUACAAGAAGUGCUGUGGGGAUAUAACAUCGAUCGAGAGUUUCAUCUGUUCUUGGAGCUGGCUCCGAACACCACAUUGCUGGGCAAUAAACUCUUACGUUUUUGCGAUGCAAUUAAGCAGUACAAGAAACUGGAGAAAUCGCCCGAAAGACAGUCGAUAUCCGAAGGCUUCAACGACCAGAUAGACCAAGAUUUAGUGGACAAACUCAAAAUAAUUUUUAAGAACCAAGUAUUAUCCUUGAAAAAGCAGAACACUAUCAUCGUAGCCCUUCUGGUAAAGGCUCACGAUUGUUUCGUACACGAGUGUUCCGUCGAAGGUAUCGUUCAAAUUCUUCAACGUUGUAAAGCUCUGAACACUGUCCUCACCAAUGCCAAGUCGUGGAGUUUAGUAGUAAAAAUGUUAGUUGGAAUCGGUCGAUAUCGGGAAAUGUACUACUGCUUUCAAACAUUGAUCAAAAAUGCCCAGUUCGAAUCUUUGCUAGGACAAUUCGACGAAAGACAUACCAACGGUUUGAAAACGGCCAUCAUAUCGUAUCUCCAUGAGCACUGCCCAGAUCAGAAGGAAUACUUUAAGCUUGCAGCCCAUCACUUUCGGAUGUACAAAGAAAUAGCGGAAACGUGGGAAACGGAAGCAAAAGCUACUAUCGCACAAGUGCUUGCUGCGUACGAGAAAACCUCCACUCCUUUGAAUGGCGGGGUCGGAGCAAGCCCGAAAGUGUCCGCUUCCAGACUACAGUGCGCACCGAAUGUUACCAGCACACUGAACUCGGCUAUGGAAUUCUACAUGCAUGCGGUGGAGAACUAUCUCCUGGACAACAAGAUGUCGCUAGCUCAACGGGCUGCAUCGAACGCAGAGCUAGUUGCAUUGCAAAUCUUUUUUGUAAAUCAAGCAAUCGGUGAGAAGCCAACGACCGGAGACGAAUCCAUAACCUGUAUUUCGGUGCUUAAUAUUAAAAAAGACGAAAAAGGGUCGAAUCUCGCUUAUUACGUUAACAGUGCUUUGAGCGUUCCGCAAGCCUUAAUCGUGGCUCGAACAUACGAUUACGAAAUCAAUUGGAUCACCGCGCUGUAUCAGCACUACAUAAUAAACGGAGAAGCCAACUACCUAGAAGACUUUCUGGACCGGAUGACCCUGACCGACGGCAUGAUAGAAAACCUGGUAAAAAUCUUCCAACAAGAACCGACCGUAACUCCGGAUAUGGAGCGCUCAAUAGCCACCUUGGUGGACAGAGUUAGGCUGGUUACGCUCAAAUAUCGACUGGCGUCAUUGCUCGGGUUGAAGCGCACCCUGCACGAGUUGAUCAACGGGAACAGCUUCUACUAUUUGAAGGAUUGUGACUACGGACGUAACGAGCAUGCUGCCGGGGGAAACUGAGAGAACUGAUGAAUCAUCAAACAAGGCUGUCGAUAGUAUCAAAAGUAAAAAUUUCAUUUUAUGAUGUGCACAUAUCCAGGACUUGAAGUAUUUAUUGUUUAGAAUUAAAAAUGUUCAGGUUUUUACAAAGUGUAAUACAAUAAAAAGCAAUAUUCGUUUGUAGAUUGUUUGAA